Molecule: messenger RNA, 1024 nt
Organism: Cinara cedri
Lineage: Eukaryota; Metazoa; Arthropoda; Insecta; Hemiptera; Aphididae
Source: the annotation of a GenBank genome assembly
AUGACUUCCACGUGUUUUGUUAUGGCGCUGUUGGUCUCGUUUGUCUGUAUUACGGUCGUUGCCGCCGCACCUGUUAUAAACUCCACUGCUCAUUCACCGUUCGAUUCUACGGAAAAUGCAUCUACCAACGUCUCCAAUAACCGUGAGUCGGAUUAUUUGCAGUGGUCAAACUCUACUAUCGCCGUCAAUGCCGUGCACGUUCCCGUGACAGUGAAUAGUUCGACUACGUUCCCGAAUAAACCUAAUGUUUUGAACGCAACAGCGAAUAAUUCGGCUGCGCUCCUGGACAAACCCUCUAUUUUUAAUGCGACGGGUAACGGAUGGGAGACCACCGCGGAUAUCAUCACUGUUACCGAAUUCAAUACAUACAGACCAGUGGCGAAUUCUUCGUUAAUCACUGUCGCACCAAACUUAGAGUCGAAACCCGUAGAAAUGGGCGCCACUACAAAUAUCACGAAUUCAACAUUUAAUAACUCAAUCUUUGCGACGCACGAGCAAAGAACAAAUUCAACGGCAUCGGAUGAUGAUCUUGCAAUCGCCAACUCGGGGAAUUUCACAUUAAAUUCCGUCGGCAAUAUCAACUCCACCAUAGUCCAGCCGCAGUCAAAUCUGACAGUAUUAAAUUCCACAAUAAACUAUUCCAUAGAUACUGCGCAACAUUUGAAUUUGACAAACAAUAGUUCUAUCAACUCUGUGCUUUUUUCUGCACACUCGGAGUUAAAACCUGAGGUGUCAAAUUCAACAGGAACAAAUACCUCUACUGGCUCUACUGUUGCCGAAGAGGAUGUUCGUCUACAAUUGGGUUCAAAAGAAAUUAGUACCUCCGACAAGGUAUCCGCCAUCUCCAAGCGGUCCAUUUUUACAGACAUUUUAAAACUAAUACCUGUUAUUCGUAUACCUGUCAUUCGUGUACCUAUCAUUCGCAUACCUGUCAUUACAUAGUUUAUUACAUUUAAUUAGUUCACUAGAAUUAUUAUAAUCAAUCAUUUUAUCUAUUUCAAUUUUAUAUACAAUUAAUAUGCAA